GGUGUUUUCAGUGUGUUGCUGCUGUGCUCUCUGCAGCACGACUUUCUCUCUUCUCCUCACAUGUGACAGAUUUUCCCUCCUCUCCCUCUCGGGUCGAUCAAACCGGAUUAAUAACUCGAACAUGGAUAAACUUUGCUCAACUAAACUGAGAGCACCCUGAACGUACCUGGGGGAACUCCACCGUCGACUGAGUCUGACUCUUACCGCCUCUGAGGAGCAGGUGAACCCGGCGGAUGAACAGGUGAACCCGGGGGACAAACAGGUGAACACGUGGAGGGAGCCUGCAGCCCUCCGGAGCUGUAUCUGAAGAUGUCCGGAGCCGUGAAGGUGUUAGUGUGGAUGUCUGAACAAAGUCUGAGGAGUCUGCUCUGAUUCAAGGAUUCAGAUUCCCGCUCCUUGUUCCUAACAUCUCAGAGGAUCUCUAAAGUUUGUUUUCUGAGUGCUCUCUAUAAACAGCUCCUCCUCUCAAACAUUUAAAGGUUAUUUCAAGUUUGAUGUCCUCUGUCUGCUCUUGAAGUGUGCGAAGUGGUUUGAGAAACUUGGAGAAAUGAAGGAGAAAUGUAAAAACGCUGCUAAGACUCGGAGGGAGAAGGAGAACGGAGAGUUUUAUGAGCUGGCCAAGCUGCUGCCUCUGCCCGCGGCCAUCACCUCCCAGCUGGACAAGGCCUCCAUCAUCCGGCUGACCAGCUCCUACCUCCGGAUGAGGGCCGUCUUCCCCGACGGUCAGUGAACACAACUGGACUAACAAUAACACUUAUUAUCCGUUUUUAGAGUUGAUGAUGCAAGUAGAUGAAAGGUUUUGCUCAUAAAUUAAGCUUUUUAAAGGCUAUUUAUAAAUAUAAAAAUACAGCUCGUGAUACAGUUAGAGGACUUAAGCGUAUUGUUUUUAAAAAUCAACACUAAAAUAUACUGUCACUUUAUUUUUUUUUUCAUAAUGAAUUCAAUUUAAACACACGGAGACUUAGCCUAUUUCUAAUGGUCAGACUGUUACGGCCUUUUGAAUAAGGUUUUUUUUUUCAUUUUAAACAGACAAAAUUCAAUGGCCCAUUAUAAAUAAACCAGAAUAGAUGUGUCUUCCUCCUUUUAAUCGGCGGUCGGAAACUUUAAAUCACAAUCAUUAAGAAAGAAAAAAAAAUCAAACUUAGAGAAGUAAAGCUGCAUUUCUAGAAGCUAAAAUGAAAAAAAAAAUGCAGUAACUUAAUGAAAAAGGAAUGGAGCACAGUCAUUCCUGCACAGUCAGUCAAGAGGUGGGCUUUUCAUAUUGAGGCUACAUAGCAAAUAAUGCGAUCAUCAAGAAAAAUAAACACCUAUUUCCUCAUAAAAAUAUCCUCACCUUUAAAAUAAAUCUCAGACAAAGACAGGGUAUUAUUUUUAAUCAAGUAUAUAAAUGUCUGUAGUCUACAGGCCUACAGAAACAUGAAGAAAUGCGCGGUGUUUAUCAGUAUCUGAACACACUGACACUUCAAGAAUUAAAGUCUUUGAUAAAUUAUAGUCUAUGUUGGCGUAUUUGAAGAAACCGAGACAAACUUACACGUACGCUGUAGAGAGAUGGACCAAUUCUUCAGCGCACAAAAUGAUAUUUUUGAUGUUAUCCAAAAACAGAAAAAACAACAAUUACAAAACCCAAAUAAUUAGAAAACAACUACAAAACGGAGCAAGAGGAAGGUUAAAGAAAACAAUCCAAGUUCAUAUUUACGAUCUCUGUAGAGACAAAAAUUCGCCUACACUGAAAUAAAUACAAAAUAUACAGAAAAAGCAGGGCGGAUGGGGUGUCCCUUCGUGAUUUCGAGUUUUGUAAUAUAUUUAUAUAUGAAGCAAUCCAAAGGCCCAUAACCUAUCAACGCAUAAAAGAGUAUUUUUGCGAAUUCUCCAAGAUAUCUACUCAUUAAUUUAGAAAAAUGUAAUCUUAAUCUUUACGAAAUUUUUUUAACACUUUUUAUUGUAUUGGACAGAAACACCUCACAAAAAUAGAUCAAUAGAAAAGAAAUAUGACAAAUUUACCUUUAAUGUUUGUUUUUACCCAAAUAAUAUUAAUAAUAAUUCCAAGUCAUGAACAUUUUAGUGUAGUUUAUUUUAUGAUGUGUGGGCUACUUCUCUUCUGAUAACACCACAUCAGCAAAGUCAGUGACAUGACACUCCUGCUGAGGUUAAAUGUUGUGGAUUAAAAAAGUCAAAUGGACUUAUAAACUUUAGGUGUCCUACAGUAGUCACAGUCCAUUCCUUCGUUAUUCAGUGUGUGGUAUUUGUGUCCAAAGCAGUCUGUCCCUCAUGAAAAUAUUUGAACCUGUCGACAUGAAGCUGAAGCUCUGAGCUGAAACAUCUGUCCAUUUCAAUAACACACACACACACACACACACACACACACACACACACACACACACACACACACACACACACACACACACACACACACACACACACACACACACACAGCUUAGUUUACAUCACUCAGACACACACUCUGUAUAUGUGCGCGCGCCAGUUUAACUAUUUGUGAGUUUUUCAUUAGAGUUGAUCAUGAAUGUCGUUGUUAACCUUUAUUAGUAAUGUAUUGAUGCAACCUGAUGAAUUGUGACAUACUGUGAGCAGCUUUGUUUUAUACUGCAAAUUAAUGGUAAUAGGUACGAACUCUGACUUUGAAUAGUAGAUUUUAUUAAUGACACUUAUAGGUCACUAACACCAGACUUUGUAAGUUUGUGUCCUUCCUUAUAGUAAAAGGCCCACAUAAAAAGACGGUAUCAUUGUGAAAUAAUAGUAUUCCUAUAAAUGUAUUAAUAUUAUGAAUAUUAUUAGGUUAAGUCAGUCUGAGGACUGACUGUGUGUGAUUGGGGUGCUUGUUUUAACUGUGUGUCAGUCAGUAUAAAGAGUCUGAGUGCUGAGAGCUGCUGUCUGUUUCAAACUCCUCACUCAUUCAUCACCAGCAAUUAUUUCAUUAGACUGGACACACACACACACACACACACACACACACACACACACACACACACACACACACACACACACACACACACACAUUAAGCACUAAGCACACUCACAGGGCAGCAAAACACUCUCCUUCCUCCUCGUCAGCACUCAUCAGCACCCGGCCUCACUCAGCACGGCCACCCGGGGAGACUGUGGGAGGGGAGGGGGGACCGACCGGGGAGUCUAAAUGUUGGACUGACGGUGAGUCUCCACCGGGUGACCGGGAUGUCCUUCACCUGGAGGAAACAGCAGUGGGUCUGCGGUCUGUUGAUAAGUCUGAUUGAACCUUAACGAUAUGUUCAAAGACUCCACACAGUCAGGGUCAGUUUAAACUCUCUCUGUUUGUCUUGUACUCCCGUUAAUACCCCGGUGAAACCACAGUAAUAACUCAUGGAGCCCGUCCUCUCCGCGUUACAGGCAACCACCCGCCGAGAAUGACUCCCCCGAGGAAAGGCGCUCGUUAAUGUGGCCAAUGGCAAUGCGCAAAAAACCAAUAUAAGCCUAAUUGUUAUUUGUAGGGGUGAGCAGUAAUGAGGAAUAAUCUACAAUGUUUAUUUUAUAACACUUUGCUUCAUUUAUAUUAGACUAGUCUUAAGUUUAAUCACCCAGUAGGGCAGACCGGGGUUGGUUGUCACACUUUUCACUCUCUGUUGAAUUAGACAGGUCAACAUUCUGCAGCUUCUAGAUUCAGUGGAGUCUUGUGUUGAAAAGCGUAUACUGUUCAUUCUUGUACAUUCAUUUAAAAGCUAGAUAUUAACCAUCAAUUACUUUUUUUCAAAAGACACCAAAACUUUUUUUUUAAAUCAGUGAAGUCUCUACUCCGCUCUUCACUGUGUUUUGCAUUUGUGGGCUUGUUAUUUCUAAUCAAGAGGCAACUUCUAGUAAAGUGUGCUAAAACUGUUCUUUGAACAUCCACUUGAGACUGUCUGCAAAAGAAAUGGAAACAAAAUACACACCAUAGACUGUAUAUACUAUGGACAACUUGGUUCUGCCUCCUGCCUGUAUACAGAUUUGAAGCCAAAAAGCUCACGGUAUUUCUGCGAUUUUUCUUCAUUUCCUGAAACCAACAUUGCGCAGUAGCAUUGUGCGGAUUUGGCGGGAGAGUCACUGAGAGUCGCUGUGAUGACGCUCAGCUCAAACAGCGUAUCCCCCGGGUGAGCUACGCAAUCUUCGUACACCCAUAGGCUGUAUCAAGUGUCAAUCAUAGAAAACAUGAACCCUCUAAUAACUUUAAAAAAAUGGAGCUGUACAGAAAAAAGAGGAGUUGAGCACAAACCAGUCUGACAGUAACUACAUGUCAACAUCACAAGCAGAGGGGAGAAAAAUCUAUAUUCUGUGUAUUAAAUUUCUAAAGUUAUUCUACAGCCCCAUAAGCUUUGCUGGCGGAAUUGGGAUUUAUGACCUAUACUGCAACCCAUUAACAGAGGAUGCUGUUCUCGGGGUGGCUUCACCCAGCAAGGAGGCUGUCCAUUCUAUAUACAGUCUGUGAUACACACCCAUUUAAAAAAUGUCCAUCUCUGCACCACAAAUAAGCACAGACUUUGCCAAACUGACUAUCUUCCUGAACAAAUUUAGCCAAAAUAAAGAAAUAAAGAAAUUUUCGGGAAAGUAAGAAGAAGCCUAACUAUGACCACCAGCCCUGCCUGACCUCUGGACAAAGUUUUUUCAUGCUAGCUAACACAUAGCUCUAGCUAAAUUUAGGAAUAAUUUUAGGAAUAAUUUCUCAAUUUGACAAUAGGCAUCUUUUGUUUUUAUUUAUUAAUUAAAAUCAUGUCACAUUGCAAAAUUUCUUAUCCAUUGCACAAGUGUAAAGUGACUUUUUUUUUUUUUACCUUAAAUGUAUAAAAACAAAACAUCUUCCUGAAAAAAGUACUAUGAACCCCCCACUCCCCUUUCAGGAGUACCUCUGAGCCAUGAGGCAAGUCUGCCAGAGGAAAAGCCGUUUGAUGGAUGUUUGACCAUAACACUUAUAAAAAGUCAGAGAGGAUAUAGUUAAAUCAUUUAUUGUGGGAUUUCAGCACAUUUAUUAUUUGGCUAAUAUCAAUCUUGUGAUAUCAACAAACAAAAGCAAUCGUGUGGUGAAAGGGAGAUUUAGUAAUGGAUGUUUUGUUUGGCAGACGCAUUAAUAUUAACCUCCCCACUGAAAUCAUCACCCCCCUUCUCUUCGAGACCACAUUAUAAAUGCAAAAGUUCUCAAGUAAAAGAAGUCCUCGGUGUGUGUGACAGAAAGUUUUUCUGUUUUUACAAUCAUGAACACAAGUUGAUGCAUUUUUCAGCAGCUUGAAUUUUAAUCUCUUGAAUACAAAACUACUACUCAACCUUUAUUUAGCCAAGAAAGACUCAAACAUGUCAUAAGAUUGUAAAUAUUUAUUCUAAACACAGCUGGAAAUGUAUUCUGGUGAUUGUUUUUGCCUUUAAAGAGACAAAAACACCUGGUUUUAUCUGGUAAGCCUCAGUGCCAAAGCAAUUCAGGGGAAACUGUUGGUCUGAUCCUACAGGUCCUUCAUAGUUUAAUCAGUUUAUUGUUACAACAAAAUACAAAAAUACUAAAACAAAUGAAGAACUACAGACAUGGUGAGUGUUAGAGGGAUGUAAACCUGUAGACAGCAGGUGAAAUAAACUCACACAGUCACUCUCAUAAACUAAAUAUCAGUGUUAAUAAUCUGCAGGUGAAAAGUUUCAGGAGUUGAUGUUGUUUAGUUACAGUUUACAGCUUACAUCAGACUGCUGCAGACCAGGAGGAACUCUUCUCACAGAGGAAACAUUCAGUUUGGAGACUGCUGCUCAGUGUGUGUUUGUGGGUUUGUGUGUAAGAGUGUAAAAACUGAGACUGAGCACAUUUACUCUGAUCAGCUUAAAACAACAAAGCAGAUGAUUUUAUACUUAGACCACGAACUGACUGAUACCAGGGCAACUCCUGAUGAUGGGGAAUGUCUCAUUAUAACUUCAGAUAUCAGUGAAAAUAGUCAAAUGAAAUGACAAUCAUCAGACUCAGUUUUUAGUGUGGAGAUAGAACUCGAGGAAUUAACCAUCACUUUCCUGAAGUUAGAGAAUUUUUGAGUUAUCGUCAUUUAUCUUUCUAUGUUGAAUUUAGCAGUCUGGUGUCGGUUGGCUGGGACUGGAAACAGUAAUAACAUUUUUCAUAAUCCCCUUCAUAACUCAGAGAUUAGUCAGAGUACAGUCAGUAGCUUUUAAAAUAAGACACAUAUUUAUAUAUGUAUUAUUUAAUAAUAGCUACAGAUACUAAAUAAAGAUGUUGCUGCAUUUUUUGACCAGAUGAAAACAGAGAGCUCAAGAUAUGUCUUCUGAUCAGCUGAUCACUUUAAACCCUUACUUUAGGUUUUCCAGCCAGACAUCGAGCUCCUCAGUGUCCCACCCAGACUUGUGCCUUCAGUUCAUCAGGAAACAGACCUUCUUUGUUUGAGGCCGAAGAAAUUCCGAUUUACUUUCUAAAAGUAUAUUGUUAAAUCUCUUUAAAAGCUUUGUGUAGACCCACUUUACUCCUAUACCCUGUUGGCAGUAUAUCAGUAUGUGUGUGUGUUCAGCAUCACUACGUUUUUUAAUAAUAUGCUGUUUCAGGUGUGUGAUCAGAGCUGCUGUUUGGUAUGAACUCAGUUAGGGUUUCAAACAUACUUCUGUGACAGCACUUACUGUAUUCAUGUUGAUAUACACACUUAAACGUGAUUACACAGUCUGUGGGUGAGUCAUAUUGAAAAUAUCAAAAACAGAAAGCGUGUGUGUGUUGACACAUUUUGCACAGUGUGUAUGUGUAUGAAAUGUCAUGAGUCUUUAAGAGCCAAGUUCAAACUCUGAUAUCAGCACAUUAAUCAGACUGCAGCUAAAUAUCACGCCCUCAUUUAUGUGUGACAGAGAGAUCUUUAUUGAAUAUUGAGUAUUAUCACACUACUGUUUUAUUUAUCAAUUUAUCAAUUACAUUUGGAUUUCACUGAAUUGCCCAGCUUGAUUAUUUGAGUCAGAUUAUAUAAAUCACUCCAGUAAAGGUGAUUUUAGUUAAAUACUUUUUGAGUUGAAGUACUUUGAAAAACACUGAAGUUUUGAAACCACUUCAAAAUCAUCUUUAAACAUUGUUUCAUUACCACAAAGCAGUUAUAACUGCAGCCAGAAGUGAGAUUUAGAAAACAUGAUUUAAACUCACAUGCUGCACAUCUCCAGAUUUGCAGCUCCAAAAUAGAAGAAACAGAAUUUGAUCUGCAUUUGAUUGUUCAGCCUUGGAGACAUGCAGAGUACUGGGACAACAACACCACUUCAACAAACCACACUCAGAACAAACACAGUUUAUUGUCUUUAGACUUUUGGACAGAAAAUUCAUCAGCUGACCUCAAAGCAAAAGAAGUGAGGGACAGAAAUACUCACAGGAAUUUGGUGAAGUCCAAAGUAUUUGUCUGGAGUAAAAACAAUAAGUUUCCCUGAGAAACAACACUGAAAAGAAGCGCUGGUUCUCAGUAAGAUGAGAUGAGUUCAGCUUGAGCAUCAAAUCACAGCUGAAAUAAUCAACAUAUUCAAACAGAGAGAAAACAAACACAUGGAUUGUUUAAAAUUAUAACGUCAAAACUAAAGUGAAUUAUUUUUUCACGUCAUUAUUAAACUGUAAAGUUGGACUUAUCAAACUAACAAUAAAUUAAAUUUAAGUUAAUUUGUUUAUUUUUGUAGUUUUUUUUGUCAUAAGUGAUUCAACAGGUUUAUAAUUCAGAUAAUUUAGUGUCAAACUAUAUAGUUUAGUCAGCACCAGAUAUUAAACUUCAGCAACAAGUUAUACAGUCUUUUUGGGUUAUUUACCUAAAAGAUUUCUUGUCUUACACAAACAACUUGAAAUAAACUGAUGCUUAAAAAAGCUGUUUUUUCUGCUUUUACUGUAUGUAUACAUAUUUGUUUGUCUUUCUUCCUAUUCAGUGUAAUUCAAAGGGCUUUGUUGGCGAGGGGAUCAAAUUCAGAUCACUGACAGAAGGUUAAGGAGAUGCCGUGCAGUAUAGCUCAAUAAUAAUUAGUAAUCAAUAUUAUAACAAUAUCAAAUAUGUGUUUUUUUAUUUCAUAAUAUGACUGAAAAACACUAAGUGAAUUUUUCUCCUAAAACAACUUAGCUUAUCUGUGAAUAUGACAGAAAAUAUAAAGAGCACGCGUGGAUCGAGCUGUUAAUCAGCUCUGUGUGUAUUUGUGUGUUUAGGUCUGGGUGAUGGUUGGGGUCAGUCGUCUCUCUUCAGUCCUCUGGACAGCGUGGCGAAAGACCUGGGCUCUCACCUGCUGCAGGUAAGGAAACAUUCAAAUGUUGGUAUUCCAGCCUGAGGCAGGUAAACAGGCUUUAAUAAUGAUCCUUAAAGGUUCUAAGUGUGUCUGCUAAAUGUUCUUGUUUUUGUGCCUCACAGUUUUUUAUUUUUAGUGUCUGACAACCUUCCAAAAAGGAUUUAACACACUAAGGUCCGCACACACACAGACUCACUGAUCAUCACAGCGCUAGUGGCUUCCAUGUUCUGUGAGCUGAAAUGACUGAUUUUAUGAAUGGAGUUCAGUCAGAGCAGAUCGAGCUGUACACUAGAAUAUUCUGGUUAGCCGACACACUAAGUAGGUAUUCUACACCGGCAUUAAAGCCGGCUAACUGAAGGGCAUUAAAAGGGCAUUAAAAGGGCAUUAAAGCCAGGUUAACUAAAUACAAAUAACAUUUAAAAUAUUCUUAAUGUUUUAAGAUGAUGUGUACCAGCUGUGGCUUAUUAAGUUAUUUUUUGAGCUAAGCUUAGACUUAAAAACAGGCUGUUGAACCUACCCUCUACACUGACAGCCCUUUACAAAAAGAUUUUUUUCUAAUAUAUUCUCUGUGUUUUUGACUGUAUUUGAUACUCAUCUCAGAUCAGUUACACAGUUGGGGUAAACAGGCCAAGUCUGCAAAAAACUAAAAAUCUUGCAUUUCUUUGAUUUAACAUAACACUAUUUAAUUCAGCUUAAAAUAUAACAAAUUAACCUGACAAAUCCAGACAUAACAUCUCUCUCUCUCAGAUAUAAUCAGAAAAAAUUAAACAUUGAUUACUUUUGAAGUAAUUAUAAACAGCUUCAAGUACAGCAGUGUUGUUUCAAUAAACUCAGCUCAAACUGACUUGAUGCACCAGCAGCUAGAUUUUUUUUAUAUUGUCUACUCAGGUCCAAGUGUUAGAUUGUUGUAUCUCAGAAUGAAACACAUAUCAGGACUUCCAAGAUGAGUUUGUUUUGUUUUAUUUAAUGACCUUUUGACACUAUAUACACAGGGAUUUUGUGUCACAAUUCAAUUAAUACAUUUAAUUAUUUUCUUAUACAACAUGAUCACACGUGAUAAUUGAUUAUAAAUCAGAACAGAGAAAAGCUAAUUUUGUACCAGAUAGUCCACAAGGUAGUAAUGAUGAUAACAAUGAUGAUGAUACUACUACUACUACUACUAAUACUAUAAUAAUAAUAAUAGAAAAUGUGUAGAUAUUUAUUAACUUUAUUGACACACACACACACACACACACACACACACACACACACACACACACACACACACACACACACACACACACACACACACACACACACACACACACACACACAGCAUUCAACUAAUAAACUAGUUCAACUGAUAUAACAUGAUAGCAUGAACUGAUAGUUUUAUUAAACCUUACUAAUCACCUUUUAGCUGCACUAAUGUUAUUUCUCAUGUUGCAUAAUAUUUGUACCUUUAUAAUAUUUCUGUCAGUCUCCUGCUUCUGAACACAAUUUUUUUACUUUAGUUAGUUUUAUCAGUUUAAUGUUUGGUCUCCAAGAAUUUGCAUAUGUGGAUUUUUCCUAUCUUGUCUUAUAAAUCUUACGUCUGAGAUGAGUAAGUGAUUUUUUUUUUUCUUUUGCUAGUUUUAUUUGUGCUAUAUUGGUAAUACUACUACAAUUAAUACGCCUGUAUUAAUAAUACCACUACAGUCAUUGCCGUAUCAAAUACUGCAGUUAAUUCUGAUAAUAUUGCAGUGUAUGUCACAGUUUUAAAAGCUUGACAAGUUUUAAAGGACACAUUCAACACAGCCAAGAGCUGAAACAGCAAGCUUCUCCAACAUUUAUCAACUGCGUCACUCUCUUCAGUCUCAAAACAAAUAUUAUGUUUGAAAAUUGCAGGCAGAGGGACAUACAAACAGAGCCAAACAAAGAGACUUUCUGACAGCAAAGUAAAGCUCUGAAAUUUUCCACUUACACUGAGAGCAUUGCUUUGGUUGGAGUUGGUUAAAAUUAUCUCAAUUAUGUGGCAGAGCUGACCGCGUUUGCUGAGGCUGAUAGCUCGGCUUCUGUCCUGGUUCUUGGACCACUUUCCUGACAAAAGGGCCAAGCUGACUGAGAUCUCCUGUGUAUAAUACAUUUAGCCUAGAUGACCAGUACCUCAAAUAAUCACACUUAGGAAAACAUAAAUAUCUCUUUCAAAAGAGUUUUAAGAUCUGUCUCUACUCUGUAUGUGGAUAUAAAAAGUUCAGCACUUGAAUCAAGAGCUGGACAAAUGAUUGAUAACUUUACUGAUGUGGUGUCUGUGCUGUAGAAUCAAAGUAACCCAGACUUUUACAUCAUGUAUUAACUUUUUAACUGUGCAGAAUGCUGGUUGAGAUUAUUGACAUUUUAAUGAAUCAUUGCAGGAAGAGAUAGUCGCUGCAGUGAAAGUUAAAAUGCUUCCUGCUGAGGCCUUGUGGCCUAGUGGUUUAUGUGUACCCCAUCUACACAGAUUGCCUGGAUGUAAUUCUGACCUCUGGCUUCUUUCCUGCAUGUCACUCCCUGCUCUCUCUCCCUGUUUCCUGCUCUUUCUACUGUCCUGUCCUUUCAAAUAAAGGCCCAAAAGCCCCAAAACAAAUCUAAGUUUGCUGCUGCACUCUCAGGGUUCAUUUAUCAGUCAUAUGAAAAUUUCAAGUAAGCCUCUGUGACUCUAUUUGAUUGAUAAAAAUAUUAUAGAUCCUUUGGUUGUAUUGUGUUUCUACCAGCUCCUCACUUUAAAGUAAGCUCUUAUUUCACUGUUGUUCAGUAUGGAGAAAAACAAGAUUUACUUACUGAUGAUUGUUACAUAUAAACCCCCAAAUAAACCGGUCUUAACUGUAAAUUUAUAGUUUUCACUGAGUAAAUAGUUCAACCAUAGUUUAAAGUGGCUGCAGUUUAAACAGUAUGUCAGGAUGUACUGCUGAACUCUGCAGGUCUGUACAGGUAAAACACCUAUAUAUACAGUACCUGACAGUGUGUAACAGUUGAUCCUCUGCUCUCCUCAGACUCUAGAUGGCUUUGUGUUUGUCGUAGCCUCUGAUGGAAAGAUCAUGUACAUCUCUGAGACUGCUUCGGUCCACCUGGGCCUGUCACAGGUAAGAGACCCCCCCAUGAUAGGACAGUUUACAGCACUUGACCUGACAUAGGUAAACUGUAGAUGUGUGUGUGUGCUGCAGGUGGAGCUGACAGGAAACAGUAUAUUUGAAUACAUCCACCCUUCAGACCACGAUGAGAUGACAGCCGUGCUGGGAGUGUGUCAGCCCCAACACCAUCACCUCUCUGCAGGUAUGCUACACCUGUGUCACAUGGCAUCAUCGCAUGCAACACAUACAUUACAUGACACACAUUUGCUUAUCAUGUGAUACACAGAAACAUGGAAGAGACCAGUGGUGUGUUUGGUCUGAUUAAGGGGAAGGGGUGAAAAAAAGGACACCUGCUUUAUGUCAUGGGGCACCAGCACAUAGAAAAAAUGAUAAAUGAAGAUCUGCCUUUUUGGAAUUGAGCCUCAAAUUUUUUCGUUGUAAAACUAGAGUUAAAGAAAUCAAAAUUGAAACAAUAGCUGAAUCUAAAAUUUUACACGACACGUAAACCAUGUCAGGGCCAUAAUGUAAAAAUCCAUUGUAACUCUGUAUAAAGCUCAAGAUUUUAUGAGCUUGAAUUCUCUACUAUUUACUUUUCUCACUGCGUAGAUGUUUUGAGAAACACUCAUUAUAUAAAGUACUCUAUCUUUUUUUAUCAGCAAAAAAAAGAAAAAAACCCUACCACGAGCCAACCAAUCCACCAUUCACUAAGUUCAAUGCACUAAAAUUUAAAGACUUAGUAGAUUGUAAUACAAUACAAUUAGUGUAUGAUGCCAGAAAAAAACAAUUACCUCAAAGUAUCCAGAGGCUGUUUAAAAUGAGGGUUAGUCAAAACAAUCUGAGAGGAAAAUUCACAUUUGGAAACCAAAGGUAUGAACAUCUGUGAAGCCUGUGGAGUUUUAUAAGUGUUAAAAUAUGUACCAUAUUGAUUGAGGAUAAAAUUAAUAAGUACAAGAAUAAUUUAAUUUUGAAACAGUCUGGAAAAUUUUGUUAAUGUGUAUUAGAUGUCAAGUAUGAUAAUGCAUCUGUGUUGUUCUUAUUAUGAACAGAUUAUUGUGAUGUUAUCUCAUUAUGAGGUCAGAGCUCCAGCUUCAGCCUAAACCCUUAAGUAACCUUGGAAAUUUGGGAGUUUUGGUUUUGUUGCAGUUUGUUUUGUGUACUGUAGCUAAACUACAUCUAGUACCCAAAAAUGUUUAGGAUUAUUUGACAGUUAGUGUGUUUAUUUCUGCUGGCCAAGUUGGACAUUUGAACACAGGGCUCCAUGGGGAUUGACCCACUUUUGGAGACAGCCUCUAGUGGACACUGAAGGAAAUGCAGCUAUAGGGACUUUUGUUUUGGCUUUAGUUUUAAGCCCUGGAGUUAACAGCUUGAUGGAAAUCCGUCCAACACUUAACCGCUGUAUUCUGUGUAUAUGUGUUUGACAGAGUACGAGGUGGAGCGCUCCUUCUUCCUGAGGAUGAAGUGCGUUCUAGCCAAGAGAAAUGCAGGACUCACCUGUGGAGGAUAUAAGGUACUGGUUUGGUUGCACAUGAUACUACAGGUUUUAACAUGUGGCUCCUGGCCGGCCUUGUGAGAUGACUUUUUGUGUGUCAUUGUUGUCCAGGUGAUCCACUGCAGCGGUUAUCUGAAAGUGCGCCAAUACAUGAUGGACGUGGCCCUGUAUGAGUCCUGUUAUCAGACCGUGGGUCUGGUGGCAGUGGGUCAUUCUCUGCCUCCUAGCGGGAUCACUGAGAUCAAACUACAUAGCAACAUGUUCAUGUUUAGAGCCAGCCUCGACUUUAAGCUCAUCUUCUUAGAUACCAGGUAUUCAGACAUGUAGAAAGAUGACUUAUUAGAGCAAACUAUGAUGAAGUCAUCCAUCUGUGAUCUCUGUGUGGAUCUAAAGUUAUAGAAACCAAGUGGAAAAAAUGUGGAAAAACAGACAGACUUAGUAUUACAAACUUUUAUUAGUUGAUCCAUGGUAAUGAAACAGCUGAAUUACUGCUUGACAGUUAGCUGAUCAGAACUGGAUUAUGAUAUCUAAGGUAGUCCUAACAGUUAUCUUUGGUUCUCUCCUCAGAGUGACAGACCUCACAGGAUAUGAGCCUCAGGACCUGAUUGAGAAGACGCUCUACCACCAUGUCCAUGGCUGUGAUGUCUUCCAUCUAAGAUAUGCUCAUCAUCUCUGUGAGUCCUCUAAACUAGUAGUUCCCAACAUCUUUUCCUUGGAGUCCUCACUUUUUGAAUCAUAGAGAAGCAGAGGUGGGCUCUAAGUCCCAUCACUUUCAGCUACAGUGUUCCUGCUUGUCAAUCAAGUUAGUCCCCCUCCCUCUGUUUAUCUGUACCAGGCUGUAAACAUGUUUGUGCUGUAACGAUGGGCUUUUUUAAGUGGGUGUAUAUGUGGGUAAGGCGCUUUUGCCUCUGGUAGACUGGGACUGCGAGUUGUUGUCUGCUCAGGACCACCACAACCUCAUUAAUAACUAUCAUGACCAAAAUUAGUCAGAUCUGCCCUUUAAUUUGUCAUGAAGAUGCAUAACUGCCACCUGCUGUGUUGGAGUGUGAACUACCUUCCCUACUACUGCAGUGUCAUUGGAAACACAUCAUUUAGAAAAAGCAAGGUAUUUGCCAGAACUUCUUUUUCCAGACACACAUUUGAGACACACUCUCAGGUCCUGACCCAAGAGCUGGAACCGAGCCUGUAGACCCUCCUCAGUGUCCUCUUCAGUCAGGGAGCUCAGCUUACAGAAAGUCCUGUGAGGUCUGAUGUAAGCUGCUGGAUAAAUCUCAUGAGGGGAAAAAUGGAGGCAUACUAAUUCAUGCUGUCAUCAUUGCAGAUAGAUGCUCUGUGUCUUGAGUACAGCUUAUUUUAUGACUGAAGUGCACUGUUGUUAAAAAAUGUCAAUGUAGAAUUGACAUUAAAUCAACAACUAAAGCAGAAAGACAAGCAGCAACAUAAAAGCUAACAAUCAAAGAAGAUAUAAAACAGAUAGUCACAUACGUAAAAAAAAACAGUGGUCAAUCAAACAUGUAGUUGCUCACAGGUGUCCUUUGUUGUGAUGGUAGGAUAUUCCAAGUUCCAUGGGCCAUGAAUGGACAUCUGGAAAAAAGAACAGCUUUACAGAUGUCUAGUAGCAUAAGGGUUAAAGUGAAAGCAUAAAAAGCAGUCGCCCUUGAAUGGAGCCUAGUGGUAUACCCAAACUACAGUUUUGAACUAAUGAUAUUAACCUGACUUUUUUAAACACAUUGCUUUAAAGAAAUGAUUCAAACCAGCUGAGAGAUCGUUAGGAGAAGUUUAGCUGUGAGAGUUUGUUAAAGAAAAAGUAGGUUAUGGUUUACAACAUCAAAACCUUUUUUCAAGUCCUGCAACAUUACCAUCACCUAAUGGUUUCUUUAUUGUUUAUGUGAGAUAACAUGAUGUUAUUUCUGUUUAAUAACCAGGCUGUAAAUGACAAAAAUGUUAAAAGUGGACAGGGACUCAGAGAGGAGCUGUCAUUUAGGCUGACAUGAAAUACACUUUUAAACCUAAACAGAGUGAACAGUGUCUGGACUGAGGUGUGUCUGUAGGACUUAGAUUAAAAUCCCUUUUCAAAUGCACAAAUUCAGUACAAUUUACAAAAACAUUCACAUUCAUUCCUCCUGACUUUCUAAUACCAAUCUGGACUUAUGACGAUGGAUUUGUGCUAACAGUGUAACUAAAGCUGGAGGGGGUAAUGUAGCAGAGAGAAAGCAUGCAACAGAAAUCUCAGGUACCAGAAGUAGAGCUAAACCGGACCUACUGUCUUUGACCGAAAACACAUCUUCAGACAAAUGAAAAUGUUGCUCAAUAACUCCCCCUGUAACCAAGGGUCCGAUGUCAGACUCCACUGUUUUCUCUCUUUGAUCCUUACAUGUACGCUCUCUGCAGUACUGGUGAAGGGUCAGGUCACCACUAAGUACUACCGCAUGUUAUCCAAGCAUGGAGGCUGGGUGUGGGUGCAGAGCUACGCCACUAUCGUCCAUAACAGCCGCUCCUCCAGACCUCACUGUAUCGUCAGUGUGAACUACGUCCUUACGUGAGUCCUCUCUACCCAUGAUUUUUCUGAUCAAAUUCACAAACAGAUACACUGGUGCGCAAAUGAUGUUUGCUUCAUUCAUUUCACACAGUGACAUUGAGUGUAAGGAGCUGCAGUUAUCGACAGACCAGAGUCGAGCCACCAAGCCUGGCCUGAGUCUGUCUCCCCCUCAGGACCCCCACAAACAGCACCGAGUAAAAGCAGUCCGGAUGAAGAGCAGACUCCGAGCAGCUCCAUAUCCACAGGUACCACUUCAGUUUACCAGCAGGAAAUAAUAUCUGAACAGAAUAUACACCUGAGUGUUCACACAGCUAUAACUGAAAAUGUUUAUGAUCCUUCCAUGUGAUACCGAGUGGAAAUCAAUGAAUUAGAAAGUCCAUGUGCACGUGGGCUGCUUAGCAGUAUUUCUCAAAGAAGUGUGUUUAUCUGCCCUGUCAGUCCCUGUAAAUGUGGAAUAUGAUACUGGGUGGAGAGACAGUCUGAAUGUCGAAAACAAGAUUUAAAAAAACACUAUUGUACAAAGCUUGUUUCACAACCUAUAAUUACUGGCAAACUUUGGUUUUAUUGAACUCGAUAUAUAACAAAACACGACUUUUCACAAUGCACACGAUUUAUCACAAAGCUUGUGGUUCCAUAAUGUAUUUCAUUUCAUAAAGGACAUCUCUCUUAAAACAACAUUCACUCUUGUAUUCAAAAUUCAGAAAAAUGAAUUUCUUUUUCCUCGGUUAUAUUCUCAAACUUAAAAUUUCUUAUAAAAAAAGAUUUAUACAGGAAAUACCAGUGUGUUUGCAGCAGUAAACACACUUGUAUUGCAGUAACCUUCUUGCUGCUUUUGUGUCUGCAUCAGACUCCAGGCCUCUGCCAGUCUGACCACCCAGGCUGCUCUCGACAGAAGAACCUGUGGAAGGAGAGGUCCUUGUACCAGGUGACACCCUCCAGGGAGAGGCGCUCCAGCUUGAGCCCAGAAGUUAGCCAAAUGUCCUGCAGCCGUACUCACAACCUGAACCUCCACUGUUCCUACCAACCCCAACGUCCUGAUGAUCAGAGUCAGCUGCCUCGCUCAGGUCUGUCUUCUCAGGUGUCUCAACAGCUCAUUGGCUCCCAGCAUAGAGGAUCUGCUGGAUGGAACAAUAGCAGCCCCCCAGGACCCAACAAGUACACAGGUACACCUCCUAUCUAACUAUGUCAAAGUAAAAUGCUUAAACCUCAUUAACAGAUUAUCUAUUUCUUGAUUUUUAUUAUUUGGUUGUACCAAACCACAACUCUCUGUUGUGGAACACAGCUCUUGUUGUUCCAUUAUGUAAUUUUUUGAUUGGACAGUGGAUUGAGUAGGUAACUGAGGAGAGACAGCAGGAGAUGAUAAUCCUGAGAGGCUGAAACCACACCUGAGUCAUCCUCAUGUGGUGCAUAUUCACUGUGUGGUAUACAGUUUUUUGCAAUUCCAUUGUCAAAUAUUGGAAAUGUAUCCAACAGCUGAAAAAACAAAACAAACAAACAAACAAACAAAAAAAAACGGGUGCACUUCUCACUGCUCAUGUACGCCAAAAGCCCAGUCAUUCUGGGUACGUCACAAGCCAACACACAUUCUUUGUGAGACACCAGAGUGGGGUAUAGUCUGCUGUAGCAACACAAACAAGAUCAGGGUGUACCAUACAGGACAGUAGGCCUGCACGAUAUAUCGUUUGACUAUCGUCAUCGCGAUGUACGUGUGUGCGAUAGUCACAUCGCAGAGCCUGCGAUAUUGGAGGUGAAUGAACUCAUUUAAUUUCAAGGGUAACCGACUGAGAUACACUGCAUGUGACUCUGCAUGUGCUUUGCAGCGAUCCACCAAUCACAUUCGUCCUUAACUCAGUUGCCAAUCAGACUCACUUCUCAGUGGCCAAUCAGACUACCCUGCCAGCUGUCAAUCAAAAUCAGAGCGGAGGAAACCCACCCCUGCACAUGUUCUGCACAUGGAGGGAGACGUGUGUCCGCUGAGAAUUACUUUCGGAACUUUACUCAUUACUGUUUAGCCCAACAAAUAAGAACUGUAUGGGUUUUAAAUUGUACAUUUCCGUGGACCACUCUACUAUAAGCGGUGCGCGUUUUGCGAGGUGCAUGCAAUUCUCGGAGGACAUGCGUUUCUCGGCACAACACCGUUAACAACAACAACAACGAUCGCAAAAUGAGCAACGAACAAGCGAAAACCACCGAAAAUGAAGAAAAGGAAAGUCAGUUAUCUGGAAUUAUUUCGGUUAAAAGAAGGAUUAUGUCGACCAAAACACGUGUUCUGUGUUAAUCUGUUGCCACAAUAACGUCCCAGCACAAUAAAAGCUAAAAAUAUCUCUGAGACAGAAGCCAUUCUAACAUUCACAAAAAGAGGUAAGAUCAGUGCAGGGUAACUGUCUUCAAGAUUUCAGCAGUGCAGCAUAACAUUAAAUGCUAUUCAUGUCAUCUGGUGAAAAUUCCUGUAUUUUUAAUAUCGCAAUAUAUAUCGCAGGGUUGAAAAAAAUCGCAAUAUUAUUUUUUUCCAAUAGGGUGUAUCAUACAGGACAGUAUCAUAUUGUACUGAACUAAAGCAGAGCCCUUGUUGGAAAUGCGCCAUUUGAGAACUAAACCCUUUGUGCACGGGGCAUCCAAUUUAACAGCAAGGUCAAACCAGUGCUCCACAGCAGAUAUCUUUGGCCAUUUUCAACAUUACAUGACAUUAAUCUUGAGUUUCAGGCUGUGUAGGAGGCUUCAAUCUAAAGUCCAGGGUGCUCAGCUCUGGGUUAAGGUCACCUUCUCAUCUGUGAGCAUAAUGGUAGUUGUACAUGAAAAAAAAUGUUAUAUUUAAAUAUGGUUAAAAGGAGUAGUAUUCACACCCUGAAUGAUAAUUGGAAAGUUGUGGUAUUAUUUCAGAUUGUUAUUGUUGUGUCCAUCCUCAGGCCCGGGGCUGGGAGCUGAUGGAAGGCAUUCUGAUGAGAUCUACUACGACUGUCUCAGCAGUGCAAAUCUACAUCCUAUCAGGGGGAUGAAGGAGGAACCCAACGAACAUUAUGCAUUAGUACGCACUGAGCUGUCUGAGGUAUAUCUACAUCCUCAUCUCCUUAAGGACAGUAAACCACCAAACAAGGACUUCCAUCUAAAUACCAAAGGUUCCAGGGGACCUGCAGGUGAUCGGGUCAUAGCCUGUCCUUUGCUCCGUGGCCUGGUUCGGGGUAAAGGUGAGCACAGCAUAGGUCAGUCCCUCCCUGUGCACUUCGCAAUGGAGCAGAGGAGGAGGCUGUGUAUGAUGGAGACUCCCUAUAGCUACCCAACUAGAGACUAUCCCCUGCUGACUGAUGUCCCCCAACGAUGUGGACUCACCAAGGACCUGCAGCCCACAUCUGCUGGAGAGGAUAGAAGGGCACAACCAGGGAGUAUGGUUGGGGCAGGACUUCCAGUCUUUGGUAAACCAUGCUCCAUUUUAGACCCUCCCUAUACCACACAGAGCCAUGGUUAUCACACCAAGGAGACAGCUUCUUACAGCCCCAGCUCCAGCUCAUCCCCUGAGAGCCACAGAGAGGUCCCACAUUACAUCGGAACAUCUGUCAUUAUCACGAAUGAGAGGUGACCCAGGACAGGAGCUCAAGAGACUUGGAAGUCAGGAGACUGUCAGACUCUAAAUCCUCCAAAGACUCAAGUCGGGGUCACUUGUCUUCUACAGUUUGCACUCUUACAGGAGAGAAGGACAAUAAGCUGUAAGCUCUCCUCUCUUCCAUGAUGUCCAACAUGCAAAAGAUCAGCUGAGACAUGUUUAAAAGAAUACACGCAAUGCACCUUUAUUUUUCAUUACAGCUCAAACAUAACUUGAACACAGGGCUGUCUGGACACACUAAGUUGUUGAUUUAAGGGUCAGAAAAAUACGUCAAUAUUUGAACCAACAGAUCUUUCAGUAAGGUGACCAGAUUUCUGUAAUGAAAUCCAGGGACAUCCAGGGGGUGGGGGGUGCUGAGCAAAAUGUGACUUGGGCAUCAGCUGUGUGAUCACAGACAACAACUUGGUACUACUUAGUAGCAGUGCACAGCCCCCGUAAUAACCCCCCAUAAUAACCCCUGUUCAGGACUGCACGCAACAUGCUUACUUGCGCUUCCUACCUACUCUGCAACCCUGAUAAUCGUUGUUCUAGUCUACACGUAACAUUUUUUUGUCAUUCAUGAAAUUUCCGGGGACAGACCUAGCCAGAGACAGGUCAUCCAAAACAGGGACUGUUGGGGACUGUCCCUGGAAUCUGGUCACCUUAUCUCUCAGUGAAGGUUGGUCUGAUAGUUUUGAGGUUGACACAGAGUUUAAAGGGAGGACCAGUCUUAGCACCGCCAUCCACUUAUGAUGAGUUGGUGUAAUCAAAAGAGAGCCACAUCAUUUUGAUUGUGACAGAUGACCUCUGAUGGUACUCAUCUGUAUUUGUUUAGACAGUUAUACUGAGAGCCAGGGGUUCAAGUUAGCUUCAACACUUUGGACCACAGAGUUUGGGAGAAGGGUGGGGCUUUAUUAAGAAUGCCCUGUUCAGAUGUAAGGUAUCUUCUUCAUGUGAAACUGCUGCCUCAUGAUCAUUGAGUUAGUUGACCUGUAUUUUGGGGCCAAAAUGCAGGUCAAGAAUGGGGCCAAGAACCUUUCAGAAUCACAGAUGAUGGUGUCUGUCAACGGGGCCCAUGAUUAAAGGGAGACUGACACAUUUGGAAUCAUAUUUGGUCUGUUAAGUACUGGCCUUCACACUUUGUUUUUACAAAAACCCUCUGUAGAGGUGGCCAAGAGAUGUCAGGACAGUCUGAGGCAACUUUGGGUUUGGUACAGGUUAACUGAUUCCAAAUUUUAAGCCAAUACCACGUGUCAGCAUUUUUAGGACCACAAUUCUGAUUCUGCACCUCCGAGCCUUGAGUUUUGUUGUGACAGUUAUGGUUAUGCUUUGGGUAAAGCAGACUUCUGAAGCCAAACUUGACCAUGUAUAGUUGAGAG
This is a messenger RNA of Xyrichtys novacula (pearly razorfish), 20275 nucleotides long. NCBI's taxonomy places the organism in Eukaryota, Metazoa, Chordata, Actinopteri, Labriformes, Labridae. The record is from the annotation of a GenBank genome assembly.